Molecule: messenger RNA, 1686 nt
Organism: Penicillium brasilianum
Lineage: Eukaryota; Fungi; Ascomycota; Eurotiomycetes; Eurotiales; Aspergillaceae
Source: the annotation of a GenBank genome assembly
AUGCGUGGGUAUGAAAAGUAUCUGUCGGGGUCGGUCCUGUUGGCCACCCUAGGAGGAGUUCAGGCAAAGCUGGACCUGAAUUCUGCCAAGAACAUUGCCAUCUACUGGGGACAAAACUCAUUGCAAGGGAAUGGUGGCGAGGUCCAACAGCCACUGGGACACUAUUGUGAGAACGAUGACAUUGAUGUCAUCCCAUUGGCAUUCGACAUGAUGAUCAAUGGGCCCGGCGGUGCCCCCCAGGUUGAUUUCUCCGUCACCAGCAACGACUGCGACGUCUUCCCGGGGACCCAGUUGAAGAACUGCCCUAAGAUUGGUGACGACAUUGCAACAUGUCAGCAGAAGGGCAAGACGAUCCUACUGUCCAUUGGUGGUGCAACGUACAGCGAGGGUGGUUUCAAGUCUGAUGACGACGCAAAGGCUGGCGCGAAGCUGAUGUGGGAGACCUUCGGCCCAGUCCAAGCAUCAUCCAAAGCUCUUCGACCUUUCGGAAACGUUAGUCUCGAUGGCUUUGACUUUGACUUUGAGGCCACCGUCACGCACAUGGCAACGUUCGCCAAUGAGCUCCGCAGAUUGAUGGAUCAGGAUACCAGCCGACAGUACUUCUUGACUGCGGCUCCUCAAUGCCCUUAUCCCGACCAAGCAGACAAGGAUAUCCUGAAUGGCCCGGUUUCCAUCGAUGCCGUUUUCGUGCAAUUCUACAACAACUAUUGCGGCGUGAACAACUUCGCCACCGAUGCGACGGCCUCGAAAUACAACUUUGAAGAAUGGGACAACUGGGCCAAGACCGUCUCUCAGAACAAAAACGUCAAAGUCCUGAUCGGUGUCCCCGCCGAUACCACAGCAGCUAGCACCGGAUACAUCCCUGCAUCUAAACUGACGGAGGUGAUCGAGUAUACGAAAAAGUUCGAAAGCUUCGGCGGCGUGAUGAUGUGGGAUGCCACGCAGGCAUACGCGAAUGGUGGAUUUGUUGAAAGUGUGCGCAAAGCGCUUGGUGGUCCUGAUUCCGGUUCGUCGUCGUCGCCGUCCAGCAACGCGGCGUCGACCGCGGUGUCUACAUCUACGUCCACUAACACCCCGGAGACCUCGCUAUCUACCAAUGCACCCGGCUCCUCGUCCUCCUCUUCCUCAUCCUCUGGAUCUGCCUCAUCGUCCAAUGGUCCUGAGCCCUCGGGGACGACCGCUCCCGCCCCGGCAACUACCGCACCAUCACCGACUACCACACCCGCAACGACUGUCGAGCCAGCAGCGACUGCCGAGCCAGCAACGACUGCCGCACCAGCAACGACUGCCGCACCAGCAACGACUGCUGCACCCGAACCGCCUGCGUCCACCUCGUCAACUACGACUACGAAGGCACCGGCCCAGACCUCGGCGUUGUCCGAUAUAUUCGAUGAUGACGACUUUGACAUUGACACCGACUCUCCGGCUGACAAUUACAAUGCUGCAAAUGGAGGCGUAACCAACUCCGUUAACGACGACACUCCCAAGGCGAGCACCCCUAGCAAGGGUCCUCUUGGCCUCAUCAGCCAGGAUCUCUUUGGUCUGCUGCACGGUUUGCAGGACGCCAACACGAUCACUGGGGGUCUUACUCACGGCCUCACCAAAAAUCUUCGUCGUGUCCGUCGCAUCGGAUACUAGGCGCUCCUGGUGUAGUCUUCGUCUUGUCGAAAUAUUGAGAUCUAGCAG